GCGCUAUACGUAUACAAUACCACAAACAAUACAAUGCCUUGUCUUUAAAUACUAUUUUUAAUUCGCGUGGUGAUUUAGUGUAAAUGAUAAUCUUCUAAGAACUUACUUUCAGAGAUAAUUCCUAUAAACUCUCUCGAUUCUCUCACCAUGCCUAAAUUGGAAGAAAAACCUAGAGUAUUAUUGGAAGAAUUCAGAGUAAAGAAUGCACCAGAUGACUAUGGAAUGGCAGAUGAAAAGUGGAAUUUCAAAAAGUUUGCUAAGAAGUUUCGUAUAGAAAUUGUACGAUUAGACAACUUUGAAAUGGAAUUUGAUUUGAUUGGCAUCCAACCUGCUUUUGCAAAUGCUUUUCGUAGAUUGAUGCUGAGUGAAGUUCCCAGUAUGGCUAUAGAAAAAGUUAUGAUUAAAAAUAAUACGUCUAUUAUUCAGGAUGAAGUUUUAGCACACAGGCUUGGAUUAAUUCCCCUGAAAGCUGAUCCAAAAUUUUUUGAAUAUCGUCCUGAAGAUGCCACAGAAGGAACAGAAUUUGAUACAUUAGAAUUCACGUUAAAAGUCAGAUGCUCCAAUAAUAAAUCACAGCCUAAAGAUUCAUACAGAUCAGAAGACUUGUAUGAGAAUCAUAGUGUAUACUCAUCGCAGAUCAAAUGGCAACCAAUGGGAAACCAAGCUUCAGUACACAAGGAAGCAGAUGUAGGGCCUGUUCAUGGAGAUAUUCUUAUUUCAAAGAUGAGGCCUGGACAUGAGUUAGAUCUCCAGUUGCUUGCAGUAAAGGGCAUCGGAAAAGAUCAUGCAAAAUUCUCACCAGUGGCCACCGCAUCUUAUCGCCUAUUACCAGAAAUCACCUUAACCCGUGAGGUUACUGGAAGUGAGGCAACUUUGCUCCAGUCUUGCUUUUCUCCUGGGGUAAUUGACAUUCAUUCCGACGGACGGGCUUACGUGAAGGAUGCUCGCUAUGACAUGUGUAGCAGAAAUGUUUACAGGUAUAAUGAGAUAAAAGAUGCAGUCACUUUGAGCCGGAUCAGGGAUCACUUUAUUUUUAAUGUGGAGUCUGUAGGAGCCAUGCCACCCAACAUCAUUUUUGUUGAAGCAGUCAAGAUAUUAAGAGAUAAAUGUAAAUCUUUGCUUGAAGAAUUAAAUAUUCUGUAAUGGCUAUUUAAUA
Molecule: messenger RNA, 1156 nt
Organism: Amyelois transitella
Lineage: Eukaryota; Metazoa; Arthropoda; Insecta; Lepidoptera; Pyralidae
Gene: Polr1C
Product: DNA-directed RNA polymerases I and III subunit RPAC1
Exons: 6
Coding region: 148-1143 (331 amino acids)
Biological process (GO): DNA-templated transcription
Cellular component (GO): RNA polymerase III complex; RNA polymerase I complex
Molecular function (GO): DNA binding; protein dimerization activity
Source: RefSeq, a predicted model, not a curated record